AUGACCAAGUACCUGGCUGCACUAUCCUCUGCUAAGUUGGGAGCGCCAAGCACUGACGGCAUUGAUGCUGCCAUGCUCAAGGCUGCUAACGGCGACAUCCACCAACACAUGCUGGAGGGUAUGAACAAAAUCCUCAUGCCAGGAGCGGAGGUCCCCAAAGAGUGGCGCAAGGCCAGAAUCGUGCUCAUCCCUAAAGACGCCCUCCUGGAAUCCCUGGAUUAUUAUGGGCUGGGCGCACGCCUGAUCGACCUCAUCAGCCGGCUGUACAAUAACUGCAAAUCAGACAUGUUUCUGAACCACAGCACCAGUAGCACUUUCCCUAUCAACCGAGGGGUCCGCCAAGGCGACACUCUGUCGCCCCUUCUCUUCAUCCUCAUCCUUAACCCACUGCUCAAGUGGAUCAAGAGGGGCGAAUCCGGCCACCAAUUCCCAAACGGUCUCACCAUCCUGGUAGUGGCUUAUUGUGACGAUGUCGCUCUAGUCGGGCGUAAGGCCGAAGAUCUGGAGGAAUCGACCCGCAAGUUGGCCCUGUUCAGUGCUUGGGCUGGCCUGGAGGUCAACCCCAGUAAAUCCGCGCACACGUGCUCCCGGGCCAGCAGACCUGCCGUCCUGCGCGUGCCUGACACAACAAGCGCCACGGGGUACAUGGGCGUGGCGCUCAACCUUGACCUCAAUUGGGCCGCCCAAAUGGCACAAACAAAGAACCGGGUCACCAAAUACCUUGGCCUCAUCACUCACCAGCGCUUAUCCACCGACAACCGGAUCUACAUUAGCAAUCGGUCCAUCAUCACAGCACUCAAGCGAUCCACGCGCAUUCCUGCGAACAUGGACGAAGAGCCUUUCCUAAUGGCCCCCGAUGAGGGCGGCCGGGGACUCAUCAGCCUCAUCGACCUUCAAAAUGCCAUCCUGUGCGCCCGCACUGCCCAAGAGCUUGCCUCGCAGGCUCUCAGCUCCCGCACCAUCCACGCAACCUGGUACCACGCCUUUGUGUACAACAACAGCCACAUAGGCCGUUGGACCACAGCCAUCAGGGAGAUGGGUUGGCAGGCCUGGCCCAGAACAAGCGACCUGGACUGGGUGGGCCACUUUGUCGCCGACCCCGCCCUUGCCCACGCACUGGUCAGCAAGGGCAUUUUCAGUCCAGCCACUGCCCUAGGGGAGGCUGAAAGGUUCCAAGCCAAAUUGCAAGUCCUCAAAAGCGAGCUGUGGGGACCCUUCCAGCCGUGGGUAGAAGGCAACGAGGGCGCCGACCGGCUGGCAGGACUGGGCCACUCCAAGCCGUACGCUGUGGAACCGUGGACAGUGCCGGCGCUCGCGGACGCCGUCACCAUCUUUGACAGCGACGGUCAUGUCAUCGAGGAUGGCAGCCGCGACCCCAUCACAAGGAGCAUGGGCAACUUCCUGCACAAGGCCCGAUACGGCGCACUGCCGCUUAAGCACACUAGACACCGACUGUACUGGGGCAAAGCAGAGGACGGAUCCAGGGUAGCCAGAUCCCCACCGACCAACACGCGAUCGGACAGAAAGAGGCUCACCAAGUGGAUGGCUCGACAAAUACAGUUCGGCGACCAGACAUGCCAUCUCUGCGCUGCGGGGGCCAAGGAGACCACCGCCCACGUCCUGGGCGGAGAGUGCAGCCUGCAUGACCCCAACGACCUCAUCACCGGCCACAAGGUCAGAGACCUCAUCCGUGCGCAGGCCUCCUCCCACUCAGCGUACGUGGACCACAUCCCGCUCUGGUUUCCCCACGGGAGCGCACCCGACAGCCCCUUCCUGCUCACCAUGGAUACGUUCUCCAACCUGAUCGUAUAA
This is a messenger RNA of Acanthamoeba castellanii str. Neff, 1812 nucleotides long. RefSeq lists its product as uncharacterized. The transcript is spliced from 6 exons. The coding region runs from base 1 to 1812 and encodes 603 amino acids. The record is from RefSeq and is a predicted model, not a curated record. NCBI's taxonomy places the organism in Eukaryota, Discosea, Longamoebia, Acanthamoebidae.